AUGAAAUAUGUACCAGUUAUUAUAGAUUAUAAAUAUCAUAAUCUUCAAACUAUAACUACUAAUUCUAUUGAUACUAUAUGGACUCAUCAUUCUCAAAUACUACCAAUAAUCCAUAUUGUAUAUUCCACUCUACUAAGAAUUUCCAACAUUCAAAAAUGCUAUCAAAUUCAUCAAUUCGCUAAAUAUCUUGAAUCAGUUUACACAAAAUGUGGCAUUGAUGAAGAUGAAGAUAUUAUUCUUCGAAACUGUCAAAAUUUUUUAUAUACUUCAGAA
Messenger RNA from Racocetra persica, 273 nucleotides. NCBI's taxonomy places the organism in Eukaryota, Fungi, Glomeromycota, Glomeromycetes, Diversisporales, Gigasporaceae. The record is from the annotation of a GenBank genome assembly.